Messenger RNA from Prosopis cineraria, 3771 nucleotides. RefSeq names its product kinesin-like protein KIN-7E. Gene Ontology annotation, biological process: microtubule-based movement. The record is from RefSeq and is a predicted model, not a curated record. Gene Ontology annotation, molecular function: ATP binding; microtubule binding; microtubule motor activity. Bases 652 to 3462 code for a protein of 936 amino acids. The transcript has 16 exons. NCBI's taxonomy places the organism in Eukaryota, Viridiplantae, Streptophyta, Magnoliopsida, Fabales, Fabaceae.
AACCGAAAUAAAUAUACAGAAAAUAGAAACUUCAACGACGUUGUCAUUUGUCAUUGACACUCCCCUCAGGCUUCAGAUUUACACGGACCUGUUUGGUGUUGGUCCAUUUUCACACUGCGAGAGAGAGAGAGAGAGAGAGUGCAAUCGACGACUCUCUCUCUCACGCACAUCAUCUUAUUGUCGGUUUUGUAGUUUUCGUUUUCUCUUCCAGAUCGUGAAUGGUGAAGUUUUCUUCAGCUACGUCUCGCAGAUGAUAACCGUCUUUAGAAUGGUCUGUGUGAAGAGUGGAUUAAGCUUAUAGAGAAAGUUCAGAGAUCUGGCGGUCUUUUGAUCUUGUGUGACUCGUUGGGCGUGUCAAUGAAUGUUGAAGAAAACAAGAGGGAUUAAUGCGUGGAAUCUAACUUUUUGGUCGUUGUACUAUCGUAAUUACUCAUUUACGAAUCGAUUCAUCAUAGGCAUUGUGCUUUAGUAUUCAAUUAUGUUCUUCUCUAUAAGAAAAAUAUUCGUAUCCAAUUCUCGUCGAUGGAUCACGAUGAACGCUGUUUGAGAAGCGAACCGUACGUGGUGGAGGAUUCAUAUUCCUGAAGCGAUGGGCGUGUUCUGAUAAUCUUGUGCACCGAAUUCUGAAGAACAAUAGGUUGAAAGUGAGCAAUGGGGUCUAUCGGCGGGGAGGAGUUGGUCAAAUGGGAGAAGAUGCAAGGAUUGUGUGGUCGUGAAGAGAAGAUUCUCGUGUUAGUAAGGUUAAGGCCUUUGAGUGAGAAGGAAAUCACCGCUAGCGAAGUAGCAGAUUGGGAAUGCAUCAAUGACACCACCAUCUUGUAUAGGAACACUCUGCGGGAGGGCUCCACAUUUCCAAGUGCACACACAUUUGACAGAGUAUUUCGCGGUGACUGCCCCACAAAGCAAGUAUAUGAGGAAGGAGCCAAAGAAAUUGCUCUUUCAGUUGUUAAUGGAAUUAACUCAACUAUAUUUGCAUAUGGACAAACAAGUAGCGGAAAGACAUACACCAUGGUUGGAAUAACUGAGCAUGCUGUAGCAGAUAUAUUUAACUAUAUAAAUAAGCAUGAAGAAAGAGCAUUUGUCUUAAAGUUCUCGGCAAUUGAAAUUUACAAUGAAAUUGUUAGAGACCUCCUGAGCGCAGACAACAGCACACUUAGACUGCGUGAUGAUCCUGAGAAAGGAACCGUUGUAGAGAAACUUACUGAGGAGACUCUACGGGAUUGGGGACAUUUGACAGAGCUCCUUUCUUUUUGUGAAGCUCAAAGACAGGUGGGAGAGACUUACCUGAACGAAAGAAGUUCUAGAUCUCACCAAAUUAUCAGACUAACAAUUGAAAGUUCCGCGCGAGAAUUCUUGGGUAAAGGCAACUGUGCCACCCUGUCAGCUUGUGUGAAUUUUGUUGAUUUGGCAGGGAGUGAGCGUGCAUCUCAGGCAUUAUCAGCUGGUACAAGAUUGAAAGAAGGUUGUCAUAUAAAUCGGAGUUUACUUACUCUUGGAACUGUCAUUCGUAAGCUUAGCAAGGGAAGACAUGGACACAUCAAUUACAGAGAUUCUAAGUUAACACGCCUACUGCAGCCUUGCUUAGGUGGGAAUGCUAGAACAGCCAUCAUUUGCACUUUGAGCCCCGCUAGGAGCCACGUUGAGCAGACUAGAAACACACUUCUUUUUGCCUGUUGUGCAAAAGAAGUGACCACUAAAGCACAGGUUAAUGUAGUGGUGUCUGAUAAGGCCUUGGUCAAGCAAUUGCAAAAAGAGGUGGCGAGAUUGGAGAGUGAGUUGAGAGCGCCCGCUCCUGCUACUUCCAGCUGUGAUCAUGCGGCAUUGCUGAGAAAGAAAGAUCUCCAAAUAGAGAAGAUGGGGAAGGAGAUCAGGGAGCUAACUCAGCAGCUCACGCUCGCACAAUCAAGGAUUGAGGAUUUGCUAGGCAUGAUUGAUAAUGAUCAGAAAUCCGGAAAAGCUGGCAUUGAUAGUCGUCCUCAUAUGCUGGAAGGGGAGGAUACCUGGGAAGAUGACUGUUCAGUGCGAGAGUCAUUAAGCAUUUCCACUCCUCAUCAUCCAGAUGCACGCGUUAGAGAGUUUAACAAUCCUCACUAUGAUAAUGGAGAUUGUGGAAGUAAUCCCGAGCAGCCCUAUCACCAGUCUGAAGGGACUGAAGAUCAUUCACAUUCUGAUGAAUUCUCUGAUCAGUUCUGCAAAGAAGUUCGAUGUGUCGAGAAGGAGGAUUCAAACAGAGAGAACUCAGAAUUUCUUCAUUCAGCAAGUGAAAAUGGGGGGUUGGAAUUACCAAUAUCCGAAGAGGUAGUUGCAUCGGUCCAGGAAGAGUUAACCUCUGUGAAUGAAGAUAGGGAAGCCAAUCAGGUCCGUGAUGGUCCUGCACCUACAUAUGAUGCUGUGGAGCAGAGAGUCCAUGAUGUACAAAUGACCGUUGAAUCUCCUGUAUGCCCGCACCCAGAUGGACAAUCUCCUCGGGCCACUUCACCAAAUAUGUCAAAUUUGGGGAACUUCAACUUAUCAAGGAGCUGGAGUUGCAGGGAAUAUUUCAUGACUGGUUCUCUAGAGAGCGCAGGAGAAUUAGAGAGGACUCCUGCCAAUGGGGUUGAGAAAGGAUUUCCUGGAAGACCUGAAAGAUUUCGGAGAAAGCUUCUUCAUUUAAGGUUUGAUCCGGCCACAAGGUUGUCUAGGGAUGGUUCUCUGUCUUCUGCUGGAAGUCCUUGCCUAGGCAGCAUGAGAACACCUGGCAAUGAGGAUAUUACUAGCAUACAAACUUUUGUUGCUGGGAUGAAGGAAAUGGUCAAGCUUGAGUAUGAGAAGCAACUUGUUGAUGGUCAGGGUAAGGAAACAGAGAGAGGAGCUUCUACAUUAGAAAAGAAUGUGAAAGAUGUGGGUAUAGAUUCAAUGCUCGAGGCACCUGGAACUCCUUUGAAUUGGACCCUUCAAUUCGAGAGGCAGCAAAAGGAGAUAGUUGAACUGUGGCACACUUGCCAUGUAUCAUUGAUACACAGAACCUACUUCUUUCUUCUGUUCAAUGGUGAUUCUUCAGACUCCAUUUACAUGGAAGUAGAGCUUCGAAGACUAUCUUUCCUGAAAGAAACAUGUUCUAAGGGGUCUGAGAAGGCUGGCCAGAAUAACACAUUAGCUUCAAGCAUGAAGACUCUUCGGCGCGAGAGGGAAGCUCUGGUGAAGCUGAUGCAGAAAAGGCUUACUGAGGAAGAAAGAGAAGAUAUAUACGAGAAGUGGGGUAUUGCAUUGGAAUCAAAACGCAGGAGGAUGCAACUUGUGAACCUUUUGUGGAGCAACACUAAUAUUACUCUCGCAAGGGAGAGUGCUACUUUAAUUGCUAAGUUGUUGAAGUUCUCAGAGAAGGGUAAGGCACUGAAAGAGAUGUUUGGCCUCAGUUUCACGCCCCGUUACUCUAAAAGGAGAUCUUUUUCAUGGAUUACUAGCAAACCACCACUUUUAUAGGCCCUUUUUUGUGCUUAUUAUAACUUAGGAGGGUACACCUCAUGUUUCAUGUACAGUUUGACAGCACUUUGAUAGUGCUCCAUUAUCGGACAUAGAGUUGUCUGAGUUUCUGCCUGAUGAUUACACGAAAAUCCCACGAAAUUCGACUUCUUCAAGUUCUUAAAAGAUCGUCUGGGAAGAGAUUAAUUUCAGAUCAAAUCUGAGAAUCCAAAACAGGAGCUUUUUGAGUGUUUUUGUUUCUCUCCCACAAGUGAUAUACCUAUUCAGAUAAUGAAUCAUUAUAUUAUGUUUCCCCGUUUUUUGGGUAAA